This is a messenger RNA of Plectropomus leopardus (leopard coralgrouper), 4885 nucleotides long. It is a transcript of the gene nalf1a, whose product is annotated as NALCN channel auxiliary factor 1a. Gene Ontology annotation, molecular function: stretch-activated, monoatomic cation-selective, calcium channel activity. Gene Ontology annotation, cellular component: plasma membrane. The record is from RefSeq and is a predicted model, not a curated record. NCBI's taxonomy places the organism in Eukaryota, Metazoa, Chordata, Actinopteri, Perciformes, Serranidae. Gene Ontology annotation, biological process: calcium ion import across plasma membrane.
UUGACAACGGCAGCGAGAUGAAGACGGUGAGGGCUUGAAAAAGAAAAGAGGUCUGUAACAGGCUGUAGGCCCAUCCGCCGACACAAAGGCACACCGCUUCGCCAUGUUGGGAGAGGAUAGCGCCCUUGUCCCUGUUCGACCGAGGCCGGGGAAAACGUAAAGGCGUCGGUGAGUGUUUCUAAAAACGGAGUCGAGGCUACGCAGAGGAGCGGAGCGGCGCGGCGCGGAGCUCAGGGCGGGCGGGAGGACAGCGGCUUCACCGGUCAGCCAUGGAGGAUGCGGCCCGUGGUCGUCUAAUUUCCCAUCCGGUUCGUUUUAAUGGGAAUAACCGCUGAAAAGGCAAAGGCAAGCCGGGACAACCCACCACCUGACAUCCGAGGGGAAGAAAACGCGACCCCACGUCAAUGACUGUUGCGGCAGAGGAGCCCCCACGGUGGAGUCGGCCGGUUCCCAAAAUAUGACCAGGGGUGCUGGGACGUGUUGGCAGCAAGAAGAUGACGACGGCUUCCAAAUCUGGCUAGAGCCCCCCCGCGACAACCAAAAGCCAUUCACCGACUCAGAGAGGGCGCAGAGAUGGCGACUGUCCUUGGCAUCCCUCUUGUUCCUAACCAUCCUCCUCUCUGAUCACCUGUGGUUCUGCGCCGAGGCCAACCUGGCCCGGAUCCCGGUCAAGCUCGCAUCCUCCCACCCCCUGUCACCCCAGACCCACUCAGCACACAGCAGCCUCAGAGGAAACACAGAUGAUAUUUUUAUAGGAAACUCUACUUUGUGUCCGCUCGAAACUUACCACCACCAGGAUAGUUUGUCUAGAUACUGCUUUACUUUCGCCAAUGCCGACCAUUUGUGCGAGGGCCUUUCCGACAAAGAGGGGACGCGGGCUGUAAAUAUGAGCGAUUUGUACCUUUCCUUUUGUAACUCCUACUCUCUGCUGGAUUUGUUUUACGGCUCGACAAGUCCGGACAAUUUGAACUGCAGCCUCGACGUGCUCGCAGAUGGCGACACAAGCAGAUGCAGCCUGUGCGUCCAGGCGUACCAGCGCUACGACCAGCACGCCCAGGAGAAAUACGAGGACUUUGAGCUCCUGACUCAGAAAUACGAGCCAGGGGAAUAUUCAGUGAGGACGUGCAUGGAGCAGUGCAAGACAGCCUAUAAGCCCUGGUUGUGCGCUCAGUAUUUCCCCACCACCCAGCAGUCCUGUCAGAGGAAGGUACCAUGCCACCAGUACUGCCUGGAGGUCCAGCAGAGCUGUCCGUUCAUCCUGCCCGAUAACGACGACCUGAUCCACGGCGGCAGCCCCAGCUUCAUCUGCACAGGGCUCUUGGGAGAUCAUCUAUCAGACAGUGAGGCGGAGUGCUGCGACGUCCGAUGGGACUCCAAAAUGGACCACCCUUCAGGCGGGACACUAAAAAGGACUGCUUCUUCCUGCCAGCCCGAGGGGGCCUCGGUCACCUCCGCUGCCACCCCGAGACUGUGCAGCGGGCGACUGAAGAUCUGCCUGCUGGCCCUCGUCCUCCUACACACUGUCAUCAUCAUUUCAGCCUCCCAUAAUUCCACGUUGGUGGGCGUGGCUGCCAUUUUCUCGCCAGAGGAGAGCGCCUCUAACGAGGAGUGAACCUUGGGGGUCGAACCUGGUGCUCGCUGGAGAGGAUUACGGCUUUUACAAUGUCACGGCUGCCAGGGACACAUCUGGCGCGACAUGCUGGAGAUGCCUCUACAAUCUGCCGCCGAUGAACCAUCAACCACAGGAAGUGGGAGGGUUUUAACUGGAGCUAAGGGUGCUGGGAUUGGACAUCGACCGAACCGAGGUGUUUGAGAACCACCCCCCUGAAGAACUGACCUCUUGCCACUUGAAACCUGCUCAUUGUUUCUAUUCCAUCCAAAUGUUUUCUAGCAUAUUGUCCCUCCUCUCUUCCCCUCCCCUCCCCUCCCCUCCCCCGCCCUCCCUCUCUCGGCGCGUAUGGAUGGCGCGUCAGAGGAAAAACGGACUUUGAUGAAGUGUGCGCUCUCACUCAUCAUUACCUUUAGAUUUUUGCUGCAUUUCUUUCAGGUGCCAGAAUGUUUUGACAUAUCAACUGUGCUCAGCUUCCUCCUCUCCAUCACCUCAGAGGCAUCUUCUUUACUACCUUGUUUGUGAUGUUGCUCGAGGGCCUGUCAGGACCAUCCAUCCUCCAUGUGGGUCUCGUUUCUCUGAAAUUGUACGUGAUUCUUCUAUAUAUCCUAAUGUUCAGCUUGUAUUUCGUCCCACUAGACCUUUUUUCUCGACCCCCCUUAACGACGGUACCAUGCCUACACGUUUUAGGACCUUAAGUGCUCUGAGACUGGCUCGCUUUCUCUGCUAACUUGUUGGGCCAUUGAGCAAGUUAGGAGUGACCAAGUGGCGAAGGAAGUGGCGGCUCAGCUGAUGAUUACAGGAGCUGACGCUGAGCUCCGUCACAAGGCUCCUGGACGGGAGGUGGUGUUCAGUUUACCUCAGACGAGAGUGUCGGUGUUGCGGACGUGGGGAGUAUUUAGCGUACAUGAGACUGCAGGGACAACCCAGGGACGCUCGAGAACAGUUGCGUGAUGCCAAAACACCAGGGGCCUCACUUAUCAAUCGCGCGUAUGCUCGUUACUGUGCACACACAACCUCACUUAUCAGUUUCACCUGCCUUUCUUUUAUUUCGAAACAACUUUUUCAGAGCAAAAAAAGUACACUAAAGUUCCAUUAAAAAUAGAAGUUAGAGCAGCUUUAUUACAAGACUGGUUUCAAUCAAAUCUAAGAGAUGCAACUGGAUCUCAAAGCAGACUCAUCUUUGCAAAUGCAGAGCACGGGAGCGACCGCACUGUUAGCCUCCACCUACCUCCAUCACCCAGCUGGAGGAGGAUUGGUGUUAAAUGCAUAAAUUAGGCUUUGGCCACAUUUUUGGAAACGAGUGGAAAAAUUUUCCCCAAAUGGUUAAAGGUAUGAGCCACGUCAAAUAAUGUCUGACAACAGGAACAGAAAAGUACUUCAGCGAUAACAACUAAUUCAGCUGCAUUCAAAAACGACACAUGUGAUCAGAGAGUGAGGGGACGGAGUAAAUGUAGACUCGAACAAGACCGUCUCUCUCCAGAAACUUUUUGUAGACGUUGCCACACGGGGCCACUGAAAAUCUUGAGGUGGCACAUCAAAACUAAAAGUCAAACUAAGUUUCAGGAAUUCUAAGUCAAUACGGACAGUGAAAGAACUGCACACUGGUCUCUUUUUUACAGUUGAUAUAUCUAAUUAUCUGAUUUGCAAAGAUUAAUAUUUGAACAUUUUGAGUUCCCAAACAAGCCUUUUCAAGUUUAGUGGAGACUCGUGGGUUCCCAUAAAACCCAUUUUUAUUCAGAAUGUUUUAUGUUGAAGUGAGAGUUUAAGAGAGCCCUUAGAAAAUGGCCAUGCCAGUUGUUCCCUUGCUUAAUUUUGGCCUACUUUUGAAGUGUUAUUCAUCUCCUUUACCGAAGAGCUGUGUUGACAUGGUUGAAUUAAUGGAUGCUUUAGGUUGUCUGCUUUCAUAAAAUAUCACUAUCUUCACGCUAGUUUAAAAAAUGAGCGUGCCGCAGCCUCUUAAAAACAGUAAUGUCAGUCUCCUAUUUUUGCCACAAGGGGCCAGUGGUGAAACCAGCAACUGUAUCAAGGGGGCCAUGGCCCUUCCUUUGUGGUGUCCUUCUCUCUAUCACUCUCUAAUUACAAACAUAAAAAAAAUAGUAUUGCUAUAUGGAUAAAGUGCCAGGGUCAUGCGUGACUCACUCCACUAGUGAUGCCUCCUGCAGAUUUUAUUUUCUAAAACAAUGAAGUUUCUAAAUAUCAGCAGGGAAAAAUAAUCAGCUAUCGUCUCUGCGGUUGUUGAGAGUCAAAGGAAAAGCCUAAAUGCAAUGUUCUUUCAAACAAAUACAAACAUUUGGACAGUGAGGGGGUGAGACAACAUGUUAAUGACUAGUUGCAAGACAGCAAAAGAAUUUUGGAAUUAGUGGAAAUGUUGUGGAACACAAUGUAACAUGAAAUAAGACCAGCAGCACAAACACAGACUGAGUCCCCUAAUGUGUCGCCAGGUGUUUUUUUCUUUAUAGGCCGCUCCUACACACACAUUUCGACGCUUGCGUUGAUAAAUGAGGCCCUGGAUCUUUGAGUGCCUCUCUGCUGCGUACGCCCAGUGAGGCAGAUACUGGCAAUGGAGCAAUAUAGAAAAAAACAAAAAGACAGCCGGUGUUAGUGUCCUACUUUGUGGCACCUUCACACUGCUGUCGCCUCGGCUUUUUUCUGUAACGUAGAGUAGGUGCGAGUGACCAGCCAGCCAAUCAAUCAAUCAAUCAAUCAGCCCGUCGACUCUUAAAUACCCUUUGACGAGCUGAUCAAACCGCUAUCUCUCACAGACUAGCAAAGGGCUGUGUUAGUGUCAGCGUGUGAGGAGUGUGUUUUCAAGGGCUGAUCCAUCCAAUUUUUAUUUUUAUUUUAUUUAUUUUUUUUUUGCAUGGCUGCUGCCGGUUAAGUGCACAUUGACAUGAGGACAGGUCACGCAGGGAUUAGGAAUACUUUAAAUGCACUGAGAUUGGGCGGGAAAUAAAAGAGAUUACUCCGAUAUUAAAAUCUGAUACCAUGAGUAGUGAUAUACCAAAAAUUGAAAUCUCUUUAAUGAAGCAUUUUACUGUCCUCUUAUGAUUGGAGUUUCACCUCCAAAUUAUUCUUGGCUGUGAAAACAUGGUAUCAGUGCCCCCCCCCCCCCUCUUCCACCUCCUUUUCCCCCCCACUAACAGCUUGAUCUUACCUCGCCUCACAUCACGCAGCCACCAUCGGUUUGCUCGUCACACACACAUCAGAGUGGGAUGUCACAUUGAAGUCUACACUUGCCUCUGGAUUUUCAUAGACUUACGCCCCCCCCCCCCC